GUCUUUGUUCUCUUCUGUCUUGAAAAGAAAAUUAGGGUUUUAAAACAAUGUCUCAGCUCUUGUGCCGAAUCUCGAAGCUUUCAACAUCCCGGAACAGGAUCCUCUGUUUCCGACGGUCCGAAUUCUCUACGGUCACGGCGGAGGCAACGACACCUUAUCUUCUCCUCGGCAGCGAUCUUGUCGGAAAAUCUCCUUGCGAUGGGAAAGUCGUCAACUUUAACCUCUACGACCCAAGGAAGCAAGAGCAAGUGAAGAUCGAAAACAAGAUUCUAUCAAAGGAAGUCUACGAAUCCCACAAGUUAGGAUCCUCACGAGGAUGGUUAGCUUUGUUGAACAAGAAAGAUUCAACAGUGCGUCUCACUAACAUCUUAAACCCUUCUAAGAAAAUCAUAUCUUUACCUUCACUAACCAGAGACAAAUAUGAAUCCCAUGUUAAUGUCUCUGUCUCAUCUUCAAAUGAAGAAGACUGUGUGGUCGCCGUCAAGUUUUACGGGUCACGAGUUAGUCUUUGUCGACCUGGUGACUCCGAGUGGACUCGCAUUGACGUGCCUUGUCCAUCUUUCCAUUCUUCUACCGUCAUUUACUCGGAGAGAGACCGGAGAUUUUACUUGAACAAUUGUAACCCUGACUAUACCGGUCCGACCGAUUUCACACCGAAAUCCGGUUUACACACUCCGGUUAGUGGCUACAAGAGAUUCCUCUUCUCUAACUUUCUUGAAGAAAUGCCAGAGUUGGAGAACGAAAGGCGUCUCUCUCGUUUCAGGAUCCAACAACAACUAGUCGAGUCAGCUUCGGGCCAAUCCUUCAUCGUUGCAUGGUAAUAAGAACCCGUGAGUUUGUGUUGUUUAUAAGGGAUUGAAGAUGAUAUAAUCUGUGUUGUUGUCUAGGUUUGUUGAGAGUCUUACGGACAAAGGAGAAGUUGCGACAUGGGGAGACACACGUUACAAUAACAACAAAGACCUUUGCAAGAAGACCCACAAGAUCAUGGUGAUUAGGCAAGACGAAGAGCAAGGGAUUGGUCCUUACACCGAUGACAUUGGCGAUCUCUGCAUUUUCUUGGGCGAGAAUGAAUCUUUCUGUCUCUCUGCUAAGGACUUCCCUGGUCUUAACCCUAACUCAGUCUACUUUGCCGGCCAUGGUUCCGGUUAUGGCAUAUGGGAUCUCGCCUCUUGCACCAUUCGUUAUCUCUCUGACUCUACUCCACCACCCGGUCGCAUGUUUUGGCUUCCUCCCACAAUAUCCCAAUAGGAGAGAAGAUAUCUUGUCUUCCAAUUCUUGCAUUAAUUAAUAUACGCUGUGUUUUGUAUUCAUCGCUAUCUCUAUCUUUUAUUAUCUUGUUGAUUUGGUGUUUUGAACAUCUUU
Molecule: messenger RNA, 1362 nt
Organism: Arabidopsis thaliana (thale cress)
Lineage: Eukaryota; Viridiplantae; Streptophyta; Magnoliopsida; Brassicales; Brassicaceae
Exons: 1
Coding region: 48-821 (257 amino acids)
Source: RefSeq, marked reviewed